This is a messenger RNA of Aaosphaeria arxii CBS 175.79, 1931 nucleotides long. RefSeq names its product S-adenosyl-L-methionine-dependent methyltransferase. NCBI's taxonomy places the organism in Eukaryota, Fungi, Ascomycota, Dothideomycetes, Pleosporales. Gene Ontology annotation, biological process: rRNA base methylation. The record is from RefSeq and is a predicted model, not a curated record. Gene Ontology annotation, molecular function: methyltransferase activity. Bases 1 to 1869 code for a protein of 622 amino acids. Gene Ontology annotation, cellular component: nucleolus. The transcript is spliced from 2 exons.
AUGUCUUUAUACUACGAGGCGGCGGCCCUCCUCGCGAAUCCCGAGAAGACGGGCGGCUCGCUGAAGUCGCGACUGUUCAAGAAGAAGGACCUGAAGAGCUCGCCCGGGCAGCUGUACGCGCUGAUCACCGAGGCCUCGAAAUGGUCUCCGGUGCUCAAGAAUGUCAUUGAGAAGAGCGGAGUGCUUGCGGAGGAGAAGAAGCUCACUCCAAUCCUCGCACUCCUUCUCACACACGACGUCGUGCUCUCGAAGAACGGCGUUGCCGCCGCUGCAAACCACGUCCUGAAACUCGCCAUCAAUCGCCACAAAGCGCGACUGACAGCUGAAUUCACGAAGGCCCGCGUGCGCGCCGGAUUCCCCACCAUCAAUGCCUUCAGAGAGGCCGUCAACAACGGCGAGUUCGAAGAGGAGGACGAAGAUGAAGCCGCGCGAGGCGUCAUACGACACCCACGCUGGGUACGAAUCAACACCCUGACGACGUCACUGAAAGAGCAACUAUCCACGACAUUCGCGGGAUACACCGAGGCGAGCAGUCUCCAGGACAUCCUCUCCUCGCGCGGCUCCGCGAAACUGUACUUCAUCGACGCCCACAUCCCGAACCUCCUCGCACUACCCUCCAAAAUCGACCUAUCAAGGAACGCAGCCUACCUCGCCGGGCAACUCAUAAUGCAAGACAAAGCGUCCUGCUUCCCCGCCUACCUCCUCAACCCAACGCCCGAAGACGGCGACGCGAUUGACGGCUGCGCAGCCCCCGGCAACAAAACCACCCACCUCGCCGCGAUCCUGCACUCACAGCACCACGACGGCCGCCGAGUCUUCGCCUUUGAGCGUGACGCCCUCCGCGCGAAGACGCUCGAGAAAAUGGUGCACACCGCGCUGGCCGACCAAAUCGUGACCGUCAAGGCCGCGCACGACUUCCUCGCGUCGAAGCCCACCGCCGACGAAUUCGCCAACGUUGGCGCCAUCCUCCUCGACCCAAGCUGCUCGGGAAGCGGCAUCGUCGGCCGCGACGACGUCCUCAAAAUCCACCUCCCCAGCACCUCCUCCACCUCAACCCCCACCGCCCGCGGCAGCAACAACAACAAAAAGCGCAAACGCGGAGCCGACAAACCUCAAGACACCACCACCAGCUCACCAACGACCCUCCGCCUCCCCCUCGACAACACCACCAUCCCCGAACAAGAAGAAGAAGAAACUUCCGACACGGAAACCGCAACCGCAAAAACCCUCUCAGACCGCCUAACAGCCCUCUCCACAUUCCAGCUCCGCAUCCUCACACACGCCAUGUCCUUCCCCGCCGCGCGGAAAAUAACCUACUCGACAUGCUCGACGCACUUCGAGGAGAACGAGGGUGUCGUGCUGCGCGCGCUGGCGUGGAAGACGGCGAAGCGGCGGGGGUGGAGGGUGCUGAGGCGGGAGGAGCAGGUUGAGGGGAUGAAGGCGUGGGGGCGGAGGGGGGAGGUCGAGGCGGAGAAGUUGGAGAGGUUGGGGGGGAGGGUGCUGGAUGGGGUGGAGGAUGUGGAGGGCGUGGUGGAGGGGUGUGUUAGGUGCGAGAAGGGGACGGGGGAGGGGACAAUGGGGUUCUUUGUUGCGGCGUUUGUGAGGGAUGAUGGACUUGCUGGCCGUGAAGAUGUCGAUACAUAUCCUCUUCAUGAGACGGACUCGAAGGCUGGAGAAGCACUCGAGGCGGACGACCAAGAAGAUGAGUGGAACGGCUUCAGCGACGACAACGACGAUGUCAAUGUCGAUACAAAGACGACCCCCUCCAGUACCACAGCUCCGCCCACCACAACUCCGUCCACCACCACCAAUCCCACCUCCAACGGCAAUACCAGCAAAAGCAAGAAAAAGAAACGCCGCAACAAAUAGACCACCUCACCCAUCUAUCGUAGAACCAAAAGUAGUAUAUAUCAACGAAACCAAUCUCGCGG